AGUUUGGCGGGAAAAUACUCUUUUCGCGCCACUCGCCGCGGAGAGGACGGAAGGAAGGAGCCGGCAGAGACCCAGCGCUGAUUCCCCCUCACAGACCGAGAGCAGAGCUUUAACCCAGUCUGAUGGCCAUGGACGCCCCCGGAGCCGGGAUGGAGCUGGAUGACCAGGAGAUGAGGGAAGCCCAGAGGGAAUACCUGGACUUCCUCGAUGAUGAGGAAGAUCAAGGGAUUUACCAGAGUAAAGUGAGGGACAUGAUCAACGAGAAUCAAAAUCGAUUGAUUGUAAACAUCAAUGAUCUACGGAGGAAGAAUGAAAAACGAUCCACUCAGCUUAUGAAUAAUGCCUUCGAGGGGCUCAUUGCUUUCCAGCGGGCUUUGAAGGAGUUUGUUGCAUCUAUUGAUGGCACGUACGCCAAGCAAUACGAAGACUUUUAUAUUGGUCUAGAGGGCAGCUUUGGCUCCAAACAUGUCACCCCUCGCACCCUGACUUCGCGUUUUCUCGGCUCUGUUGUCUGCGUGGAAGGCAUUGUCACAAAGUGCUCCUUGGUACGACCUAAAGUAGUUCGCAGUGUCCAUUAUUGUCCAGCUACAAAGAAAACAAUAGAACGCAAGUAUACAGAUAUGACCAGUCUAGAAGCAUUUCCUUCCAGUGCAAUCUAUCCUACCAAGGAUGAAGAAAACAACCCUCUGGAAACAGAAUAUGGCCUUUCAGUAUACAAAGAUCAUCAAACCCUUACCAUCCAGGAAAUGCCUGAGAAGGCACCAGCUGGGCAAUUGCCACGUUCUGUGGACAUCAUAUUGGAUGAUGACCUUGUUGACAAAGUGAAGCCUGGAGACCGUGUGCAGGUCAUAGGGACAUAUCGCUGCCUUCCCUCAAAACAAAAUGGCUACACGUCUGCAUCAUUCAGGACUAUUCUGAUAGCCUGUAAUGUGAUACAAGUGAGCAAGGAAGUAUCACCUGUUUUCUCAGCAGACGAUUUGGCUAAAAUAAAGAAAUUCAGCAAAACGCAUUCUAAGGAUGUUUUUGAGCAGCUCUCUAGAUCGCUUGCUCCAAGUAUACAUGGACACCACUACAUCAAGAAGGCGAUCCUCUGCAUGCUACUUGGAGGUGUAGAAAAGGUUUUGGAAAAUGGGUCCCGCAUCAGAGGGGAUAUUAACGUCUUGCUUAUUGGGGAUCCCUCUGUUGCCAAGUCUCAGCUCCUCCGGUAUGUGCUUUUCACUGCUCCCCGCGCCAUAACUACAACUGGCAGAGGAUCCUCAGGUGUAGGUUUAACUGCAGCAGUUACCACAGACCAAGAGACUGGGGAGAGAAGGCUGGAAGCUGGUGCCAUGGUGUUGGCGGACAGAGGUGUCGUCUGUAUUGAUGAGUUUGACAAAAUGUCUGAUAUGGAUCGUACAGCCAUCCAUGAAGUCAUGGAACAAGGGCGAGUAACUAUUGCCAAAGCUGGCAUUCAUGCCCGCCUAAAUGCUCGGUGCAGUGUGCUGGCAGCUGCUAACCCAGUCUAUGGAAGGUAUGACCAAUAUAAAAAUCCCAUGCAGAACAUUGGUCUCCAGGACUCCCUGCUGUCACGUUUUGAUCUUCUCUUCAUUAUGCUGGAUCAGAUGGACCCAGAGCAAGAUCGUGAAAUCUCAGACCAUGUAUUGCGCAUGCAUAGGUAUAGAGGAGCUGGAGAACAAGACGGUGAUGCAAUGCCUCUGGGGAGUGCUGUGGAUAUUCUUGCCACAAAUGAUCCUAAUGUCACUCAUGAGGAGCAGCAAGAACUUCACGUCUAUGAGAAACAUGACAAUCUCCUCCAUGGUACUAAAAGGAAGCGGGAGAAGAUUGUCAGCAUGGACUUUAUGAGGAAAUAUAUACAUGUUGCUAAAAUAUUUAAGCCGGCAUUGACCUCAGAGGCUGCUGCUUACAUUGCAGAGGAAUAUUCACGAUUGAGAAAUCAAGACCAGAUAAGCAGUGAUGUGGCUAGAACCUCCCCAGUCACUGCACGUUCUCUGGAGACGUUGAUCCGUUUGUCUACAGCCCAUGCAAAAGUUAGAAUGAGUAAAACUGUUGAGCUAAAAGAUGCAGAAGCUGCAGUCGAACUUGUACAAUAUGCUUACUUCAAGAAGGUACUUGAGAAAGAGAAGAAACGGAAAAAGCAGGGUGGUGGCUCAGACACAGAAGGAGAGGAGGAGGUAUCAACACAGACUGAUGCUGAAGCGAGGAAAAAACGGAAAACUUCCCGUGCCAAGGAUGGGGAACAGCCUGACCCGUAUGAGUUUAGUGAUUCAGAGGACACUACUGUUCAGGUCCAUACACCGAAGACCCCUGACGCAGGACGUGAGAAAAUGGAAACAGAUGCAGAUUCCUCUAAACCAAGCUUAUCUGGAGACAGACUUAAAGCUUUCAAGACUGCUCUUCUGGAUGCCUUUAAGGCUGCACAUGCACAAUCUAUAGCCAUGCCAGCACUGAUGGAUGCCAUAAACAAGAACAAUGAGUCCCCCUUCUCUCAAGGGGAGGUAAAAGCUGCUCUGGAACUUAUGGAAGAUGCCAACCAUAUUAUGGUUUCUGAAAACAUAGUUUUCUUAAUCUGAUCUUUUUAAUGCACCAUGUUUUACACUCUCAAAGCAUGGUUUAAUGUGUAGAGGUCACAGCCAGAGAUUAGCAAUCUCUGAAAACAUUUUGGCUUAUUUUACAAGCUGCCUAGAUAGCCUUCGUAUUUCACACUUCACUAUCUUAAUCGAUUUCCUAAACCAGGGAAAAUGACCAUCUCUCAAAAAUGAUAGUUUGGGUUUCUACAUACACUUUUUGUAUGUUUCUGCAACUGGUUACUCAACUUUUUUCUUUUUUUUUCUCCUUUUAAAAUGGCUCCAAUUCUUAUUGUAAAUAGUUUUACAAAGUCUUUUUUUUAAUUGUGCCUAAAAUGCAAGUCAUCAAGUUAUAGUUGGUUCAACCUGUUCUAGUCCCUCUAGUGUAGAAAAUACCUUUUUCUAUUCUCAAAUUGAGGUCCAUGACUUUACCGAAUUUAAAUUUAUUUUAUCUC
Pelobates fuscus (common spadefoot toad) is the source of this 3019-nucleotide messenger RNA. RefSeq names its product minichromosome maintenance complex component 3 (gene MCM3). The record is from RefSeq and is a predicted model, not a curated record. Gene Ontology annotation, cellular component: nucleus; MCM complex. The transcript has 16 exons. Gene Ontology annotation, molecular function: ATP hydrolysis activity; ATP binding; single-stranded DNA helicase activity. Gene Ontology annotation, biological process: DNA replication; mitotic DNA replication initiation; DNA strand elongation involved in DNA replication. Lineage: Eukaryota; Metazoa; Chordata; Amphibia; Anura; Pelobatidae. Bases 123 to 2570 code for a protein of 815 amino acids.